UAUAUGUUUAAUAAAUAUUAAGUACAUUUAGGAGAUAAAAAUGAAGUCAAUAAGGAGAUCUAAAAAUUAUCAUAAUAAACCCAGUCAUAAUAAUUAGUUUCGACUAACUUAUUGGAGGAUCCAUCAUUAUAUGAUUAUGAUGGAUUUGUUUCAAAAAAGAAUAAAAAUGAAAAAGCUGUUGUCAUACAAAAAUAGUCUGUUAACAAAGAGAAAAAAUUACCUUAAUACUUAAAUUCUGUUCUUGAAUAAUCAAAAAAGAGAGAAUUUGAAAGAUAAGCAAUAUAAUCAAGAAUGAAUGCGAAGGAGACAUUGAAAUCAGGGAAAGAAGUAUACAUAACAGAUUCGUAAUAAUUUAAAAUAGAUUUAGAUUUAAAUAGAAGCAUGAACAAAUUAAGAGAUAUGAAUAGAUUGAAUAAAUUUAAGAAAAAAUAAAUGAUGAAAGCAGAAAGAGAAAUAAUUUAGGAAUUUAUAAAUCACUUUAUGAUAAUGAAUCUAAAAAAGGUGAAAAUUAACAUUCCCAAGUUGAUUCAUAUAAAAUUAUAGAGAAAAUAAUCACUGAAUAAGAAAAAUAAAAAGUAAGUUCAUAAAUUACACAAAAUCAUAUUGAGAAUAAUCAAUUGAAACUAGAAAGUGAUGAGUUAGAGAAAAAUUAGAAGAUUAUUAACAAAAAUGAAUUAGAAUAAGUGGCAAACUCUAAAUCUAGAUCAAGAUCAAGAUCUUAAUCAAUAAAAGAAUAGAAGAAAUAAGAAAAUGAAGGUUUGACAAAAGAGGAGAAACUAAAAUAGUACAAAGAGCGUUACUUAUAAAGGAAAUAAUAAUGAG
Paramecium sonneborni is the source of this 822-nucleotide messenger RNA. The record is from the annotation of a GenBank genome assembly. NCBI's taxonomy places the organism in Eukaryota, Ciliophora, Oligohymenophorea, Peniculida, Parameciidae.